CCAUGGGAGCUAUUUGCACCUUCCCCCACUGAAUAAUUACCGCACCCCUCUAUUUCCUCUGUUAUAAAAUCUUUCUUCCUAGUUCCCAUAUUACUAGAGAAUUUUCCCGUGUACACCCCCAAUUCUAAAUUGUAAUGGUUAACUUAAUGAAAUGGAAGCUUUUUUCCAGUGUAGUCGCUCUGAAUUCCACUUGCAAAUGUUGAUGAAGGUUUUGCAUUGUUGAUUAAACCCCACUUUCAAGCUUUCCGUUGAUUCUUUAUGUUGAGGAGAGACAAAUCUCGGCAAGACAAGACAGAAAUGAAAAACGAAGAGCAAGACCGGUCUCUGUUUGGGGUUUCUCUCACUGACAGACCCAGAUGGCAACAGUUCCUCAUUUGCUCUUCUGGCUUCUUCUUUGGAUACCUUGUCAAUGGCAUCUGCGAGGAAUAUGUAUAUAACAGACUCCAGUUCAGCUAUGGAUGGUACUUCACAUUUGUUCAAAGCUUUGUCUACAUUUUCCUGAUUUAUCUCCAAGGCUUUACCACCAAGCAAAUGGUGAACCCAUGGAAGACUUAUGUCAAGCUCUCUGCAGUUCUUAUGGGCUCCCAUGGGCUCACAAAAGGAUCUUUAGCUUUUCUUAAUUACCCUGCACAGAUCAUGUUUAAAUCCACCAAGGUUCUGCCAGUGAUGGUGAUGGGGGCCUUUAUUCCAGGACUCAGACGGAAAUAUCCAGCACAUGAAUACAUAUCAGCAAUCCUUCUGGUGGUGGGGUUGAUUCUUUUCACCUUAGCAGAUGCAAAAACUUCUCCAAAUUUCAGCAUCAUUGGUGUUGUGAUGAUAUCUGGUGCUUUAAUCAUGGACUCCUUUCUUGGCAAUUUGCAAGAAGCUAUCUUUACUAUGAAUCCUGAAACUACACAGAUGGAGAUGUUGUUUUGUUCAAGUGUUGUGGGUCUGCCUUUCUUAAUCCCUCCCAUGAUCUUCACUGGAGAGUUAUUCAGAGCUUGGAAUUCUUGUUCUCAGCAUCCAUACGUAUAUGGGGUGUUGGUGUUUGAAGCCAUGGCGACGUUUAUUGGGCAAGUGUCUGUGCUUUCGCUGAUUGCCCUUUUUGGAGCGGCCACCACAGCCAUGGUGACGACGGCGAGGAAGGCAGUGACUUUAUUACUAUCAUAUAUGAUAUUCACGAAGCCAUUGACAGAACAGCAUGGGACUGGGCUUCUAUUGAUAGUCAUGGGGAUCACAUUGAAGCUCUUGCCCGAGAACAAGCAGCCUUCCAAGCCCAAGUUUCAGAAACAUCCCUCUUCCUCUUCCUCUUCCUCAACUCAAGAUAUUGAAGCUCAAGAAGAGAAUAGACCAUUGGUCUAACAUUUUAUAGUACUACUGUUUUUGCUUGUUAUUCUACAACUGCCAUGGAUGAUAUAUUUCUGUAUUUAUUAGUUCUUUCUAUUUUAAAGCCAAUCCAGUAUUGAAAGAC
Molecule: messenger RNA, 1450 nt
Organism: Manihot esculenta (cassava)
Lineage: Eukaryota; Viridiplantae; Streptophyta; Magnoliopsida; Malpighiales; Euphorbiaceae
Product: UDP-galactose/UDP-glucose transporter 2
Exons: 7
Coding region: 259-1341 (360 amino acids)
Biological process (GO): transmembrane transport
Cellular component (GO): endoplasmic reticulum membrane; Golgi membrane
Molecular function (GO): transmembrane transporter activity
Source: RefSeq, a predicted model, not a curated record